Messenger RNA from Rhododendron vialii, 1416 nucleotides. Its product is annotated as MATH domain and coiled-coil domain-containing protein At3g58270-like. The transcript is spliced from 3 exons. The record is from RefSeq and is a predicted model, not a curated record. Lineage: Eukaryota; Viridiplantae; Streptophyta; Magnoliopsida; Ericales; Ericaceae. Gene Ontology annotation, molecular function: protein binding. The coding region runs from base 110 to 1195 and encodes 361 amino acids.
UUUGCUUUCUCUUCGAAAAACUUUUUUUAAAAAGAGGUUUAAAAAAGAAAGCGAACGGACCGAAACUUGCUCUGUCUCCCUCUCUCUCAUCAUUGGCACACCUGCACUGAUGUCUCUCCCGACGCCUACUGAUCCAUCAUCAGUGCUCUUCACAUGGAAGAUUGAAAAUUUUUCUAAGCUGAAGGCUGAGAAACUCUACUCACCAAUCUUCUACUGCGGUGGAUUCAAAUGGCGGCUAAAUGCAUAUCCGAAGGGUUUGUCGGUGUAUUUAGAUAUUCCCGAUUCGGCGAAGUUGCCCCCCGGGUGGAGUAGAUACGCCCGUUUCAGCAUAUCUUUGAUCAAUCAAAUUCAUACCCGAGCUACAAAACGCAUAGACACAGAACAUAAGUUCAAUGCAGGAGAAAGUAGUUGGGGUUUCCCUUCUUUCUUGCCUCUUGUAAAACUGAAUGAUCCGGAGGAAGGUUUUCUGGUGAAUGAUACUAUCGUACUUGAAGCCAGUAUAACCAUCCCCAAUUCUCAUGACUCAAAAAAGGAGACUGGUUUUGAACCAGAAAAGAAAAAAAUAAAACAGGAGACUGGUGACAAUGGCUCAGGAAAUGUAGAAGCUGACAUUACUGGGGCUUCUCCUUCUCCUCAAAGUAUGAUCCAAUCAAUUUUGGGUUCCCAAAUAUCCUUUGCAGGCAAAGUCAGGUUUUUGUCAUACUGGGUUUCUUCAGAGGCACUCCUGUUACUUGAAAAGAUACACAGCCUUCACGAGGGUACUUUUCUUGAAUUCUUGAUGAAAGGUCAGGCUCUGCCAACUAUGAUACUUGAGUCGUUUGCUGCAUUUGUUGCAUCGAUGUCAUCCACUAAGGUGAAUGAAUUGAAUGAGGAAGUGUUGCGACUAGCUGCCAAUUCGAUAGACGACUUUGAGCAAGUAGGGUUGGACUUGAGGUGGCUGAAGCAGAGGCUAGAGGAAGCAAAGGUGGUGAAAAAGCACUCGGAGUCGGUCAACACUGUUGAGUCUUGUACAAGUGCUUUGGAAGUGGCUCGAGCCACAGUUGAGUCUUGUACAAGUGCUUUGGAGGUGGCUCGAGCCAAGGUUCGGGAGCUCGAAGAAGGGCUUGCCAAAGCCAAGGCAGAACGAGAGGUGAUGUCCAGGGAACUGCCCAAAUCACUGGGAGAGAAUGAUGCUGUACUUAAGGAUAUCGUAUAGAUAGCAGUCUGAAGGAUCUUCAGUAUUUCAACAUGAAUAUGGUGAGUUAUGGAGAGAAGAGGACCGAAGAAAUCGAAUGUAAAAAUCUGUAGUCUAUUAAUAGUAAGGUGAAUCUGUUUAUAUCAACAGACAUGAUGACAUUACUCUGGAAAUCGGAACUUAUGUUAUUAUGGUGUCUUCAUCCAAUUGAAACGUUCAGCCGAUUGUGGGUUGAGUGCGAA